Messenger RNA from Rasamsonia emersonii CBS 393.64, 399 nucleotides. RefSeq lists its product as uncharacterized. NCBI's taxonomy places the organism in Eukaryota, Fungi, Ascomycota, Eurotiomycetes, Eurotiales, Trichocomaceae. The record is from RefSeq and is a predicted model, not a curated record. The transcript has 2 exons. The coding region runs from base 1 to 399 and encodes 132 amino acids.
AUGCUUGUUAGACUCGCCUUUGAACCAUUUGGCAUAGAUAUAGAGAUCAAUACCAUUCGUGUUCAUGUGCAGGUCUUCGAGGAAGUUAUCCGUCAGUGCCUGCGCGAUGUUCGCUCUGUCCAAUUCCAGGGCCAUAAACAUGAGGCAGGCGAAUAUGAAGAUCCGGAGAUCGAUCUUCCUGAUAAUGGCGUAUUCCUCGCCCCAGGUCCACCGUGCGGAAGGGUCGAAUCGGUGCAGAUUCUCCCAGUCUGCACGCGGUUGAUAGUGCUUGGCUGUCUCCGGGUCGUCGAAGACGGAGGGCGGGUGGCGAUGGCAUCGGGGUUGUUUGUAAUAGCCAUCCUGACCAUGGUACUGUACAGGGCCAUUGGUCCUCAAAAUAAGGGCAUGUCAGGAAUGUAG